AUGGCACCAGAAACCACUAAAUCCUCCAGGAAGUCAAACUCCAGCUCCAAGCCGGGCAAAAAGUCGACCAGCCUAGUGGAGUCCAUACUCAGCGGUGCAUUCCACAAAGACGAGUCAUCGUCAUCUAGAUCUUCCAAACGUCGCGAGGGGAAGGUUUCAAAGGAUUGUACUACGUCCGAGUCAAAGGAUCACAACUCUGGUACCAAGUAUGGAACUAAAAGUACUAAAUCUACAAGUUCGAAAACUUCCAAAGCAGCCAAGUCCACCCAUGCAUCAUCAGACACUUUCCUUGAAAGUGUAUUCUUCAGAAAUGAGUCUCAAGCACCGCCGAGUACAAGCACUCAUCCACUACAGCCAUCUCAACCAUCUCAACCAGCUAGUACGAAGAUAAUCUCCUCGCCACCUUCAGGACCACCUCAAGACCACCAACAUUCCAAGCCUUCCGCAACAAGCAUGAAGAGUGUACACGUAACCGAGAAGGACAAAGAAAUGGCCAAAAAACAACUCAAGAUAGAGGAACUUUCAGAGAAAGAACUCGAAGAACAAGAGACGUGGGCACUGGAAAAGUUGAUCCAGUGUGGCCGUUGCCCUCAGAACUGGGGCUGGGAAAGAUAUACCGCGCCAGCUGGAUAUGAGAAAUACAAUGGCUACCGAUGUUGCGGUUCCCCUGUGCCAGGAGCCAGGCAUGUACAUAUGAUCUCCCAUGAGCUCUUGGCGGAGGGGAAAGGUGGACUUUAUAUUUUAUCUCUUACAACGAACUGGUGGGAUGGACCUUUCUACCCUGGUGAUCAUGAGAAUGCCUUUGCUUUUCAAGUAACACCUUUCAGCCAGACCGUGAACAUUCAGCAAAUGGCACCUGGACAGCAGCAAAUACAAAGCACACUCAGCACCAAUGAUAAUCAUAGUAUCACAGUAGCCCAGAAUACCGCAGCUGGAACACAGAUGCAGUUUCAGCAGAUGCAAAAUAUGUUUGCUCAACUGUUCCCCGGAACACCUCAACUCCAAUUUCCGUCCAGCCCUCCACCGCUUUUCAAAAGAUAG
Cadophora gregata is the source of this 1041-nucleotide messenger RNA. RefSeq lists its product as uncharacterized. The coding region runs from base 1 to 1041 and encodes 346 amino acids. The transcript has a single exon. NCBI's taxonomy places the organism in Eukaryota, Fungi, Ascomycota, Leotiomycetes, Helotiales, Ploettnerulaceae. The record is from RefSeq and is a predicted model, not a curated record.